Messenger RNA from Sander lucioperca (pikeperch), 3418 nucleotides. It is a transcript of the gene sardh, whose product is annotated as sarcosine dehydrogenase. The record is from RefSeq and is a predicted model, not a curated record. The transcript has 22 exons. Gene Ontology annotation, molecular function: protein binding; oxidoreductase activity. NCBI's taxonomy places the organism in Eukaryota, Metazoa, Chordata, Actinopteri, Perciformes, Percidae. Gene Ontology annotation, cellular component: mitochondrion. The coding region runs from base 256 to 3027 and encodes 923 amino acids.
GAGACUGGAGGGGAGGAUUCAAGAUAGGAACUACAACUGCAGCUCCCCUGCCACAUUUCACUUAACCGCUGUCUGUCUCUGCUAUACACAAGUAUUCGGCCAUUUUCGCGACGCAAAUCCUGUCUUUCUGCAAACUGUGUUUUUUUUCUCCACCUUUUUUAGAACUUGCAUCGAGUGUAUUUUCCGGGACAGUCUGUAAGAGGCGGAACCGAGUGUAAGUGCGCAUGUGGAAACCGAACUGCUCUCGUGCAACAAAUGUACUGCAUGCUGGAACUUGCAGGGGCUAUGGCCUUCCUUGGGAGAGCAGUUCGGCGGGUUGUGCGGCCUCCUCUCUCUCCCUUGAGCCGGACAACCGCUUGGUCCUAUAGCUCAGAGCCCACCAAGGAAAAAAGUGUUCCCUACGAUAAGACACUCAAACAAGAGGAUGGAGCCUCCUCUGGACCUACUAAACCUUUACCCAGGUCAGCGGAUGUGGUGGUGAUCGGAGGAGGCAGUUUGGGCUGUCAGACCAUCUACCACCUGGCUAAAAUGGGGAUGACCAACGUAGUUCUGCUGGAGAGAGACAGACUGACUGCUGGCACCACCUGGCACACUGCAGGUCUGUUGUGGCAGCUCCGUCCCAGUGACGUUGAGGUAGAGCUCUUGGCCCACACCAGGAAUGUGAUCAGCAAAGACCUGGAGGAAGAGACGGGUCUUCACACAGGCUGGAUCCAGAAUGGAGGACUCUUCAUCGCCUCCAACAAGCAGAGGCUGGACGAGUACAAGCGCCUCAUGUCGCUGGGUAAAGUUUAUGGUAUCGAGUCCCAUGUCCUGUCACCUGCGGAGACCAAAGACCUCUAUCCUCUGAUGAAUGUUGAUGAUCUGUAUGGAACCCUGUAUGUACCAAAAGAUGGCACCAUGGACCCAGCAGGCACCUGUACCACCCUGACCAGAGCUGCCACCGCCAGGGGAGCCACGGUGAUCGAGAACUGCCCUGUGACUGGUAUCCAAGUGCAGACAGAUGACUUCGGUAUGAAGAGGGUGAAGGCAGUAGAGACCCCUCAUGGGACCAUUGAGACACCUUGUUUGGUGAACUGUGCAGGCGUGUGGGCCACCAAGCUGGGGGAAAUGGCUGGAGUCAAGGUGCCUCUUAUCGCGAUGCAUCAUGCCUAUGUGGUGACCGAGAGAAUUGAAGGCAUACAGAACAUGCCAAAUGUCAGGGACCAUGAUGCAUCAGUGUACCUGCGCCUCCAAGGUGACGCCCUGUCUGUGGGGGGUUAUGAACACAACCCCAUCUUCUGGGAUGAGGUGUCUGAUAAGUUUGCCUUUAGCCUGUUUGACCUGGACUGGGAUGUAUUCAUGCAACAUAUUGAAGGUGCAAUCAACAGAGUUCCUGUUCUGGAGCAGACUGGCAUUAAGUCCACUGUCUGUGGACCAGAAUCAUUCACAGCCGACCACAAGCCGCUGAUGGGAGAAGCCCCAGAGGUCAGAGGUUUCUACUUGGGCUGUGGCUUCAAUAGUGCCGGCAUGAUGCUGGGAGGUGGUUGUGGUAGAGAGCUGGCUCACUGGAUCAUACAUGGUCGCCCUGAAAAGGAUAUGUAUGGUUACGACAUCAGGCGUUUCCAUAACUCGCUGACAGACAACACACGUUGGAUCAGACAGAGGAGCCAUGAGUCGUAUGCUAAAAACUACUCUGUGGUGUUCCCCUUUGAUGAGCCGCUGGCCAGCCGAAACAUGAGGAAGGACCCUUUCCAUCAGGUGCUGACGGAGCAGGGCUGUGUGUUCCAGGAGAGACAUGGCUGGGAAAGACCUGGCUGGUUCACCAUGGACGGGCCCGCUCCUGUUAAAGACUAUGAUUACUAUGGGGCUUAUGACAUUAAGAAGAAUGUGAACUACAAAUAUAACAUAUUACUGGGCAAAGAGUACACCUUUGACUUCCCUCCACAUCAUGACGUGAUUAAGAAUGAGUGCCUCACAUGUAGACACGGUGUGGCAGUCUUUGACAUGUCCUACUUUGGGAAGUUCUAUCUCUCUGGACCAGAUGCCAAAAAAGCGGCUGAUUGGCUGUUCACUGCUGAUGUCAACAAGAAGCCAGGCUCCACUGUGUAUACCUGCAUGCUGAAUAAGAGAGGAGGAGCAGAGGCUGACCUCACAGUGAGCAGACUGGAGCCUGGUGCUGCCAACCUGCCCCUGGCACCACAGUCCAAUGGUGAUGCAUACUACCUGGCCAUUGGAGGCGGUGUAGCAGAACACAACUGGAACCACAUCAGAACAGUUCUUCAGGACCAAGGCUUCCACUGCCAUCUGACAGACCACUCUGAGGACAUGGGGAUGAUCAGCAUCCAGGGACCCAAAAGUCGAGAGGUGCUUCAGGAGGUGUUGGACACAGACCUGAGCAACGAAGCUUUCCCCUUCUCUACUCACAAGGUUGUCAACGCAGCAGGGCAUCAGGUGCGAGCUAUGCGUCUGUCAUUUGUCGGAGAGCUCGGCUGGGAGCUGCACAUUCCAAAAGACUCUUGCCUUCCAGUCUACCAUGCUGUCAUGGCUGCUGGUGCAAAGCACGGCAUCAUCAACUCAGGCUACAGGGCCAUCGACUCACUCAGCAUAGAGAAAGGGUACAGACAUUGGCAUGCUGACCUUCGCCCAGAUGACACACCCUUAGAGUCGGGGCUCGGCUUCACCUGCAAACUGAAGAGCUCGAUCCCGUUUCAGGGCCGUGAUAGGCUGGAGAAACAGAAGGAGGAGGGGCUGAGGAGGCGUAUCGUCUGCUUUACCAUUGAUGAGAAAGUACCGAUGUUUGGUCUAGAGGCCGUUUUCCGUAACGGCACUCCUGUUGGUCACCUACGGCGUUCUGAAUAUGGCUUCUUUAUCGACAAAACUAUUGGAUAUGGAUAUAUCCGCAACCCUGCUGGAGGAGUGGUGAGUGCAGAUUUCAUAAAGAGCGGGGAGUUUACCCUGGAGAAGAUGGGAGUGACUUACGAGGCCAAGGCCCACCUCAAAUCUCCAUUUGACCCUGAGAAUAAACGCAUCAAGGGCAUCUAUGCUUGAGAAGGAACACACGUGGAAAAUGAAGAAAGCACACUGGUCAGAGAAUGAGGCUGAGAGAGCAGCAACUAGGGUUUCAAAAUGACUAUUAAAUGGAAACUUUCCAUAGGAACAGGAAUAAAAUGGAUAUAUAGGGGUUGUCUGCUCAGGCUGUAUGUACCAUGUCAUAUGCAGAUAGAAACAAUCCUUUUAUCAUAUCAUAAGCAGACAUAAUCUAUUGAUUAGGGAAAAGGGAUUUAAAUCAGGUUCCUCGUAUUUGAUUUGAUCACUCAAAGGUGGGCAUGGCUUGCCGCUGGCAGACAAUGUGAGCUGUGUGCCAGCCCACGAAUUUAUAAGUUUAUAAAAGAAAUGUUUUGCAAUGAAAAAUUGAAUUGAAAUAAAUUCAUAAAAACUA